This is a messenger RNA of Acanthosepion pharaonis, 2127 nucleotides long. The record is from the annotation of a GenBank genome assembly. Lineage: Eukaryota; Metazoa; Mollusca; Cephalopoda; Sepiida; Sepiidae.
AUGUCUUUACUUUUUGCUCUUGAAACUGAGAUUCUCAAGUCACAUCAGAGGUAUUCACGAGAUGCAUCUGUUCUUAGCCAAAAGCUUGAUGGCUUGUCACCGCCAAACUGUGUGGCUCCAAUCACAGAUGAUCCGUCUGAAGCAAUGUUUCAUGCCAAAGAUAUCUUACGGACAGUGAUAAUGAUUCAAGCACCACAUAUGAUUCGUGAUCGCAAAUACCACCUUCGCACUUACCGACAGUGCAUGAUUGGUACUGAGAUGGUUGACUGGCUUAUGCAAUACAGUACCCUUGUACUUACUCGGAUACAGGCGGUGGGGAUGUGGCAAGCUUUGCUUGAAGAAGGAGUUAUUGCACAUGUCUGCGAAGAGCAUCCAUUUCGGGACAAAUAUCUCUUCUACCGAUUUGUAGAUGGGCGUACUGAUACCAUGGGUACAGGGGGUACAGGUACAGGCAGCACAAGUAGCCAUGUGUUACCAACCCCUCCUACCAUGGAACUCAAACACUAUGAAGAAGAACUAGCAGAUGUUUUGAAAAUGUUGUCUCAGGUUGGACCAGAUGCUAUAAUGAGAAUGAUACUUCGAAAGCCAUCAUGUGAGCGAACUCCUGAAGAUUUGGAAAUUAUUUACGAAGAGCUUCUUCAUAUAAAAGCGCUGUCUCAUCUGUCCACCAUGGUGAAACGGGAACUUGCCAGUGUGUUAAUGUUUGAAUCCCACACAAAGAAAGGCACAGUGUUGUUCCGUCAGGGGGAUGAAGGCAAGUCUUGGUAUAUCAUCCUAAAAGGUUCUGUCAAUGUGUCCAUAUAUGGAAAAGGAAUUGUCUGCAAGUUACAAGAAGGAGAUGACUUUGGCAAACUCGCACUCGUCAAUGAUGCUCCCAGGUCAGCAACUAUAUGCUUGUGUGAGGACAACUGUCACUUUCUGCGGGAUGUCGAGGCCAACACUGUCCGCCUAAAUGAGCAUGGACAAGAUGUCCUUGUUUUAGAAAAAAUGCCGACCAAUGUCCAAGCACAAGAUGGAUCCAUCCAAUCCCACUAUAAAUACUCUGUGAUGGCUGGAACACCAGAGAAAAUUUUAGAGCAUCUUCUAGAAACAAGAAUGGAAAAAAAUGAAUCUGAUGACCAUUUUUUGGAAAGUUUUCUGCUCACCCAUGUGAUAUUUAUGCCAACCAAAAAAUUAUGUCCUGCACUAAUGAUGCACUAUGAAGCCAUUUCUGGUGCAAAAGAUGAAAGCCAUGACAUUAUCUUGAGUCACAAGCGGCGUGUUAUCCAAUUCGUACAAGAAUGGCAAAGCAUUUCUGGUGAAGAAUUCCUUGAAGAUAAUACGAUCAGUGCCUUCCUGAAAGAACUUCAACAUACUUUGUCCAGUGAUAGUUUGGCUUACCCAGAACUCAAAAAUGAUGUCUCAGUCAUUGAACACAUGAUGCAAGCAAGAUUAAGCAACAACACAAUGGAACCCCCUAAAUAUUCUAUGAAGAAACGCCUGACCCCUAAUGUAAUCUUGGCUCGAAAAGGAUCGAAAGAAAAUGUCAUUGAUGAAAGCAAGUUCAAGAGAGGAUCAAUCAAGGCAGCUGAUGAAAGCAUUUUCCGUGUAUAUUGUGCUGACCAUAGCUACUGUACCCUCCGUGUCCCUAUGACAACUACAGUGUCUCAGAUUAUCAAUCAAGCACAGGAAAAACUUGCUUUAGGUGAAGACUUGGUGCUGUGCGAAGUCAAAUCUAAUGGAGAACGAAUAUUGUUCCGAGAAAAUGAUUUAGGAGUUGUAAACAGCCUUACCCUAAACGGUCGUCUUUUCUUGGCUCCGAGAGAACACCUUGAUGCUGUGACUCCUCUUCCUGAACAAGACGAGAUUUUGACUGGAACAGCCUCAUCUCUUGAGCUUGUCGGCUCUCAGGAACUGGCAUACCACAUGACAGUUUAUGACUGGGAACUUUUCACUGCUGUCCCCGAGUAUGAACUAAUUUAUCAAGUCUUUGGCCGAUAUAAAUUUGGAAAAACAACUGCAAACUUAGAUUUGUUUUUACGUCGUUUCAACGAAGUUCAAUACUGGGUGGUGACUGAGAUUCUUUUGACACAAAACUUGAGUAAAAGAGUUCACCUUUUACGCAAAUUCAUUAAAUUGGCCUCUUAG